Brienomyrus brachyistius is the source of this 1147-nucleotide messenger RNA. RefSeq names its product ADP-ribosylation factor-like 1 (gene arl1). The coding region runs from base 153 to 698 and encodes 181 amino acids. Gene Ontology annotation, biological process: intracellular protein transport; vesicle-mediated transport. The transcript has 6 exons. Gene Ontology annotation, molecular function: GTP binding; GTPase activity. Gene Ontology annotation, cellular component: Golgi apparatus; cytoplasm. The record is from RefSeq and is a predicted model, not a curated record. NCBI's taxonomy places the organism in Eukaryota, Metazoa, Chordata, Actinopteri, Osteoglossiformes, Mormyridae.
UAUCAAAUAGCGCUUAAUACUUUUGGCAGUAUUUCGCGACGGUUUAAACUGGAAACUAAAAAAAUAUAUUUACCUUGAAUUCCAGGACACGUCACUGUAUUUCCGAGUGGAGUGCACUGCCAGGUUGAAGAAGGAAUCAGGCUCGGGAAAAUAUGGGCGGGUUUUUUUCCAGUCUCUUCUCCGGCCUCUUUGGCUCCAGAGAGAUGAGGAUCUUGAUCCUGGGACUGGACGGCGCCGGGAAGACCACCAUUCUUUACAGGCUUCAGGUCGGAGAAGUCGUCACCACCAUUCCUACUAUUGGUUUCAACGUGGAGACUGUGACAUACAAGAAUCUGAAAUUUCAAGUGUGGGAUCUCGGGGGUCAGACCAGUAUCAGGCCAUACUGGCGGUGUUAUUACUCCAACACGGAUGCUGUGAUCUACGUGGUGGACAGCAGUGACCGGGACAGGAUGGGAAUUUCCAAGUCAGAGUUGGUGGCAAUGUUGGAGGAAGAGGAACUGAAGAAGGCAAUCCUGGUAGUGUUUGCUAACAAGCAAGACAUGGAACAGGCGAUGACACCUACAGAGGUGGCAAACUCCCUAGGACUCCCAGCACUCAAGGACAGGAAGUGGCAGAUCUUCAAAACGUCGGCAACCAAGGGUACAGGACUGGAUGAGGCCAUGGAGUGGCUUGUGGAAUCGUUGAAGAGCAGGCAGUGAUGUCAGCAGUGACCUUCCGUUACUCGUCCCCCGCCCCCACACCCUGUGUAAAUACUCCUCAGUUACACCCAGCACUCCUCUAUUCCAACCCAGGGAAGAAGUUGCAGCUCCUGUUGCAGAGGGAAGGACAUUACAAUAGCAAGGUGUUGGGAGGUGCACACAGUCUCCAGGUUAAACAGCUGUCCUGGCACUCCAUGUGCUAGUCUUUUGUAUGGGUACUGAUUCCUUUUUAAUUUCCAUGUGCAAGAUUUAUUGAGUUGUGUGGUCAGAUUUCAUUCUUUGCACUGAGGUCUUUGGACUGCAGUUUUGCUAUGUUUUAGUUGACACUAACUGUUUUUGAAUGGUCUUCCACACCUUUUCUGCAUAUUUAUUUAAUCGGCUUUAAAAUGGACUCGUAAAUUUACAUGAAUUCACACUGAAUAAAUCAAAAGGGUUAUUCAGUUUCAAAA